Molecule: messenger RNA, 6782 nt
Organism: Orcinus orca (killer whale)
Lineage: Eukaryota; Metazoa; Chordata; Mammalia; Artiodactyla; Delphinidae
Gene: AXDND1
Product: axonemal dynein light chain domain containing 1
Exons: 24
Coding region: 225-2996 (923 amino acids)
Source: RefSeq, a predicted model, not a curated record
GCAGCCGCCAUUGAGGGUUGCUAAGGCCCGGGGUCCUCGGUUUCUAUGACGACAGGCAGGCGUUUGGGAAAAGGUGCGGCUACAAGACGUCUGGCGAGAAGCACAGUUUACAGGUCAAUGUGGCAGCCCUGCCAAAUCCCAGUAAUGCCGCUGAUUUGUUUCUAGGUUAGCUUUCUGGAGGGGUAUUUCAAAUUACUAGAGAGUGAUAGGAGGCAUUGCUUACUAUGUCGCUCCCGAAAACGCCCUCAACGUCAACACCUGAGGGCAAAAAUGUGAAAAUCUCUGCAUCCAAGGAAGAGACAGGACUUCCUAAACUAAGGGAGAAAAAAAGUCUGGUGGAUCCGUCGAAACCCCUUCCUACUUCCCUUCAGAAUGAGUUCAUCCCUCAGGAAGUUCUACUUUCUCUGACCUAUACAGCCAAUGCUGGUCCUUGUCCUGAAAACUUACUGCCUCCUAAGAAAAUUAAAACCCCAAAGGGUACUCUUCCACGCCCUGUUGACCACGUUUGGCAUAACCCUAUUCGAAGAAAUAAGUUCAAAUAUCUGAUUGACCAUCCCGUUUCCCUAACGGGAGCUGGAAGGGAUAUUUCUUUUCUGUACGAUGUUAAAUAUGUUAAAGGAGAGACUAGGGAGAGCACAGUUUGUCCCCCACAAAUGGACCGUUCAUUACAGUCACGUGAUGGUGUCCUUGUGCCUCAUAAGCCAAAGAAACUAACAGAUACUUUGAUUCCUGAAGAAUUUCAUAUUGUGUCAAAUACAGGAGUUUCAGGUUUGGAGUGUUAUGAUGACAAAUAUACUACUCUCCUCACAGAUAGUGAAAAUAGACUAUUGCUCUUCCCAUCCAUGAAACCUAAUAAAAGAGUAGAAGUGGUCCAGCUGAAUGAUGUGAUGGAUGCUAUGCUAGAGAGGGCUGGUGUGGAAAAUCAGGCAUAUACAGGGCCAACCAAGAUGCACAAACUAUUUCAUAUAUUGAAGAAGGAACAGACCAUUUAUAAUAUAGUAUUUCAUGAACUUAUUCGACAAGUCAGUGUGGACUGUGCAGAUAGAGGAGAACUACUAUCCAAAAUCAGAGAGCGGUAUGUACAAAUGCUUGAUCAAAUUGCCUGGCAUAUGACUGACUUCUACAAAGACAUGGUAACUCAGCGAGUGAUGGACCAGCGCAUUUUAGAAGAACUGUACAAUUUUAAUAAUGUUAUUGAGGAACUGAUCAGGGAGCUGUGUUUGGUUCAGGCACAUGAUAUGAAAUUAACAAAGGAAGCAGAGAAGGCCCACAGAGCUUUGGCACAAGCUCUUUUAGACGCUGAAAAGAAUGCCAGAAUUGUAGAAGAAUAUCAUGACUUAUAUACGUUACAAAGAGGAAGGAUGGAGAGUGAUAUUGAACAGUUAAUGGCAGAAAGAGAUAUCUGGAGCUCAGCCACAUAUGAAUUGUCCGUAAAGGUAAUUGAAAGAAAUAAAGUCAUGUUGGCUAAAAGACUUUACCUCAAUGAAAAAGGCUGGAAUAAAUAUACUAAGCAUUUCAUCAUACUGCUGUCAACUAAGGACACUGCAGACGUUGCACUGUUGCAGAAGUUGACGGAGAAAUGGAGAAACUUAGUGAAUAAAUUUAAACAGGAAGUGGAAGAAAAUGAAGAGUCUACAAGAGAAAAAUUGCAAAGUGUUAAGGAUGGCCUUGUCAAAUGGCAGCAGUUCUUCAGAAAUAAUACUGGAAAAGACAUUCUAUCCCCUAGUAAAGAAAAUAGAUUUAAAUCAGUUGUUCAAGACUUCAAGCAGUGGCAAAAGAUGUUGACUGAAGAAAAAGACAAAUUUUCUGGGGAUCUUCUAAUGUCAAAAUAUGAUUGUCUCAAGAUAAUUAAACAUUUACAGGAAAGCUGGGCCGAAAUUGGGCUUGGGAUAUUUAGUCGCCAUAAAAGUAUGGAGGGAAAGUUACCACCAGAGCAGAAGCACAUGGAGGAAAUUGUGAAAAGUACAGGAAGACUCUACAAAGAAUUUGAAAUAAGAAUAAAUGGGGAUAAUGGUAUCUCUAAAAUUCUUCCAAGUUUGGUUAGUUCUCUUGAAUUCUGUUCUUUCAAGUUGAAAAGGCUGCUGGAGUUUCCUGAACUGCUUCUUGAAGAAUGGGAGGGACUUAAUGAAAAAAUUAAUGAAAUGAAAUCUCAGUUGGAUGCAUCGUUAACCGUUAUUGGUACUGUUCCGCAGUACAUAGAUGUGGAUUCUGGCUCGGUACUCCAAGCACAUAUAUUUAACAUGAUUCAGCAAUGGCUUUUGAAGAUAGGCAAUGAAGUUAACAAUGGUAACAUGGAACUUCAGCGCCAAAUGGAUGAAUUGCAUAUACCCAUGGUUCAAUGGAUGGUAAAUUUUCUGAUUUUAAUGGUACCUGACUUUCCUGAUCCAGAUACUCUCAUAAAGUUGGAGGAGGAAAGCGCUGAAAAACGUGACCUAGGAAUUGCCAAGUUGGAGCUAGAUGCGAUUGCCCUGGCAAAAAUGUUGUCCCGAUAUUCCAUCUAUUUGAGCAGUUGUUGCAAAGAGAUGGUAACAGCUAUGGCUCUGAGUAAAGCAGAUCACUUAGGAAAAAAUCCUACUAAGGAACUUAAUGAACUGGAUAAGAUGAAGAGAGAAUGUUAUGAGUGGAUCACCACAUGCUCUCACCUCCUUUCUGGUCUCAAAGGCAGGAAAAUAAAGUUACUGACACGUGAAGAAAAAUGGCACCUACUUGGAGAAGAGGAUACUGUAAAAGAAGUAACUACGCCUGAAACAGGCAAGCUUCUUAAAAAGGAUGAAGAAAAUAUGGAGGAUAAGAAACUUGAGGAGGAAAAGGAAGAAGAGAAAGCAGAAGAGAAACCUUCAACAUCUACAGAGAAGGAAAAACUCAUUCGAGUCAUUGGAGUAGACGGAAAUGUCCAUUCCCAACCUCUGUUUGGAACAGAUGUAUUGUCUUCUUGGAUCACUGAAGACCAAACUGUCCAGGUUCUCAUUGACCAUAAGACCUGGGGAGUAGACUAAGAUGCCAUCCAGAUGUACUUGCAAGUUCCUGGAGGUAAAGAAGAAUCACAUUCAUCCUAUGGGAUGGUGGCCGGACCACUGGACAGGUAGAAAGGGAUCACGAGGUACUCAAACAGAGGGCCCCUAAUUGUGCUAGGCAAGUGAAGACAAGGUUGAUCUUUGGAGAUGUUGGUACCCAGAGAAUGGAGAGUCCUUGACCUGGCUUGUGAGGUCAUAGAUUCGGGGCAGGAAGCGGAGCUGGGGGAAGUGCUAUCUUGAUUUGGACUGUACUGCAGGCUUCAUGGGGCAGGAAGGGCCUUGGCUCUGUGCUUCUUCCAUUCACAAAGACAUUGGGGCUCCCUGAGGGCAGUUUAAAGUUUCACUGUAAAAUUUUCUUUUGCUUUUGUUUGCUUGUUUGUUUUUCCUUUAUUUAAAAAAAAAAAAUUAUUUAUUUUUUUGACAGACACUUAGCCUCUGGCCCUAAGAACAUAAGCAACCAUUUAGCAAGGAUACAGAUCCAAGGCACCAGUCCUACUGGGCAGUGGCACUCUCUCUUUCUGGUCUGAAAACAACUCCCAAGAGGCAGUAUGUUUGAUUGACACUGGGGGAGGAAAGAGAAAAGGAAGGAAGGGAUAGGGAAGCAGAAACCUUGUGGUUUGCAGGUAUAACUUGUCUUGUCUCUGGGAGCUGAGUUAUAGAGCAGGAGAGCGCCAAGAGAUAGCUGGGUCCUGGGUUUCUAGUGAGAAGUAGCUCCAGACCACUGGGAGGCUAGGGACCUGAGCAUGGAGAAUUCCAGUUGCUCCUCGUAUCUCCUCCUUCAAAUGACUCCAGCACAGGAUUUUCUGGGGGUUGAGAUAUGAGUGAUAACAGGAGUAGUGGUGGUAAGUCACCACCACCUUGGACAGGCUAAUUGCUUGGCCUGCUAAACCAGGGCCUCAUUCAUAUCAUUACCUGAUGCCCUAGUGUCCCCCAUAACUAGGAGGAGAAGGGGUGAACUAUCAAUUAUUCCAAACUCUCCUCAAUUCGCUGGAAAUUAGGACUUUGUGGGAAUUCCUGAAGACCAUACUUAAAGCAGGAACCGUGUACAAAGCUUGGCCUGCUGUGCCUGUUUCAGGCAAUACCCAAUUUGACACUUGCCUGAUUCACUGGUGAAUCAAGUGACCCCAGUAAGCAGCAUUGACUCUGCCUCUGCUCAUCCUGGGGAAAGGCCGCUCUGCCUUCAGGUGCAGCCCAGUUUAAUCAGGUCUGAGAUCCUGUUGCAGGGCACCCCUUGUGGCCCUCUCUGAACUGGACUCAUUCCAAAGUUGUCCCUGGAGGAGAAGCAGCUGAGCUCUAACACUGCAACCGAAUGGUGGAGGUAUGGGGUGACUAAAUUCAGCAGGCUCUCCCUGAGGCUACCCAAAGUGCUCAGAGCUACCGUGGACCCUAAGCACUGCCGCCUGGCUGCAUGAGUUGGGUUGCCUACAGCUCAGCUACUUUAACAAGCAAGAUGUUAGAAACCAUCUCUUUUAGGCCUGUCUUCAAACCAUAGGUCCUGGCUGUCUGUAAAGAGUUGUAAGUAUGAGGAAAAUGGGAGAUUUUGCUGGAUCACCUAUGAACUCCUUUGGAAGGGAGAGUAGGGGCCAGACUUGGGGGAUCAGCAGUAUUUUUUCACCAAGCUGAAGGAGGCCCUUAGAAGCCUGUGUUUUCCUCCCACAAUACCAUGUACCCCAGGCAUAGGUAUUAAGAGCAGUAACUAACUUACCCAUCUUAUAACAGCAACAGGGAAGAGUCCUUGGAAUUGGUGGUUCCAGAAAAUAUGUCCAAAGGUGACAGGGCCACUGUGGCUGGCUAGGAGUUCAGUACUGAGUGUUGGAUUCCAAGCAACUGGGUCUACAGCCAGAUCCUCCCUGCGAUAGGCUCAAGCCAGAGCUAUUAGUCCAAUCUAAAGUCCAUUAAUAGAGUCAAACCUCAGGAAGACCAAGCCAAAAAGGCCAAAGGCAUAAUUAGAGUCAGAGAGAGAGACUAGCUCCAAGCUACAGCAGGUUGGCACGAACAAGAAAGGUCUAAUGCGAUUGCUUCCAAGAGCCGUGCGGCCCACGUUUGUCUCUAUUAUACAGCAGGUAAAAGAGCAUAAAAGCCAGAGGAAGCUUCAAAAUAUGAGAAGAGGGCCCAAGGCAGUAUCUGUGAUAAGCCUUGAGGCAUCUGUGUCGGUACAUGGGUGAUGCAGGGAAGGUUGUCACCUGGCAUACAUAGAGGAGGCCAUAAUUCUAGAAACCCAACGUCCAGCAUUUUGGACCAUGGGAAUUUCCUGCUGGAGGGUUUGAAAUGGACCACAGAACAUUAAUCUGUACUUGCUGGUGUCAAAACAGAGGGAUGUUUUCCUCGCACACUGUAACUAAAUAUCUAUCUGUUGAAUUAGUAGAGAGUCGGAAGGCUCAAAUGUAUACAGUUAGCAGAGUACAGUCCUGGUUUACUUUGGUUUCCACCUACAGUUAAAACUGUUUCAUGCAGCUAUAUAAAUCAUGUGUGGAACUGCAUUUCCAGAUGCCUCUGCUCUGAAAGCCUUUCUUUUGGAUUCAAAGAACAAAUAAAUUAGUAGUAUGUGCUGUAUAGGCACUGCCACAUCACAGGUUGCUGGUCCAGGCUGAACAAUGACAGCAUUUACUUCCCAAACAAACUGCCCAGAGGGGAAGCAAAACAGAAAGAGGAAAAUAUGUGACUGGGAAAAUAAGAAGAGAGUAAAAGAGCUAGAGUAAAAGUGAAAAUGUUUGAUACAGUUUCUUUUCGCUGGUUCGCUUUUAGAAACAGCAAGCAUAGUGCAACGGAAUGUGUGAUUGAGGAUGGAGAGGCCUAGAUGAGGGUUUUGCUUUAAUCAGCUAGAUCAUUCUGUGAUUAUGGCAGGCUGCCUAUCCUCUUAGAUCUCCCUUUCCAUCUGUAAGGUGGGGUUUAACUUUUACUUGCCUCUGUUUGGGAAACAUGAAUAAAUGAGAUUUUUAAAAGUACACGGUUCUAGGAAAAUAUCUCAUAAUAUUCAUUUUAAAAUAUGCUUAUAGUUUUUGUCUUCUAAAUUUUCUCUUUUGUCUUCCUCUUAUUUUGUUUUCUGGAAUAUAGAGUCAAAAUAAGUAAAAGAGGUUUUGUUUUAUUUUUUUCAUAUUUUCUCUGCCUUGAUAUUUAUGAAGUUCCCUAAGGAACUGAAAGAUCUUAUUGAAUUUUGCAAUUUGCAAUUUGUUAUGUGCUUAAUGAAGUAAAUUAUUAAUAAGAUAAAUAUAGUUAAUUUCCUUGAUCUUUAACUUAAAGAAACAUGUUUACCCUUCUCUUUAUUUUUUAAACCUUUUCUUCUUUCCCUGCUUCUUUCUGUUGAUGUUGUUCUCCCUGCUUCUUCUUUACAACUCUAAUCAAAUUUAUGUCCACCAGAGUGUGAAUAAUUUGCAAGCUGGUAUGGUAUUUGGCCACAGGAAAUCCCUAUUCUUCUUUGGUAUUAAGAGUGUGCUUAGGGCUUCCCUGGUGGCGCAGUGGUUGAGAGUCCGCCUGCCGAUGCAGGGGACACGGGUUCGUGCCCCGGUCCGGGAGGAUCCCACAUGCCACGGAGCGGCUGGGCCCGUGAGCCAUGGCCGCUGAGCCUGCACGUCCGGAGCCUGUGCUCCACAACGGGAGAGGCCACAACAGUGAGAGGCCCACAUACCGCAAAAAAAAAAAAAAAGAGUGUGCUUAAUCAUGUGCUAUAUAAACAUGAAUAGUAGAAAAAGAAGGCUUGGUCCAGAACAUACUGAAGAAAGAGGCUAUUUAUCUUUGGGACCCUCAGUUCAUUCAUAGCACUACUUUCUU